AGUGGGGGUGGGAAGGAGACAGACACUAAUUCCGUCUUUCCUAAUCCUCCAUUCUGCAAGUCUUCUACGGUCAUUGACAGAGUCCAGUACAACACAAGCUAACAAUUUUAGCUCUCUAUCACACUCAUAAACCCCUGAAUAUGGGAGAGGGAUUGUCAGCACAGUGGUAAUCGUGAUUUAAAUACAUAUCCAUAAACCUGUGGAGACAACGGGAGAAUGUAAGACAACCAAGACGGGACAGAAGUCAAGAUGGGUGAAGCUCCAAAGGGUUUGCUCUCUGUGAUGCAGAAGCUAAAGGGAUCCGCAGAGCUGGAGCUCAGGAUAGUUCUGCUGGGUCUGGACAACGCUGGUAAAACCACACUGCUCAAGUGUCUCGCCUCGGAGGACGUGAACACCAUCACACCAACACAGGGCUUUAACAUCAAAAGCGUUGCCUCUCAUGGGAUGAAACUGAACGUGUGGGACAUCGGCGGACAGAGAAAGAUCCGUCCUUUUUGGAAAAAAUACCUAGAAAACACAGAUUUAUUGGUUUAUGUCAUAGACAGCGCUGACAAGAAGCGGUUUGAGGAAACAGGAUUGGAGCUGUCAGAGCUGACAGAUGAGGAAAAUCUCGCAGGCGUUCCCAUUCUCAUCUUUGCGAAUAAGCAGGAUCUAGGUACGGCGUCUCUGGCCAGCGAGAUCGCCGAGGGUUUGAACCUGCACACAUACAGAGACCGAGUCUGGCAGAUCCAGGCCUGUUCGGCGGUCACAGGAGAGGGUGUGCAGGACGGUAUGAAUUGGAUCUGUAACAACCUCGUCAACAGGAAGAAAUGAACCUUUCUGCCAUAUAACACCUCGUCGACUGAACAAGCAUAUAACAACACCCGUGCGAUAACAGCAUGAUUUCCAUGUAAUCAGUACAAUAAGCUCAAAGGGCUCUAAAGGUGUUCGCAUUUUCCUUUAAAUAUACUGUUUGUAUGUAAAAGAAUAAUUGGUUUUAUUUUUAAACACUUGCCUUUAGUGUCUCCGUUUAGUAUUUUAUGCACUCAUUUUAAAUUUUACAAUUUGCAUAUACUGUGUAUGAACUAGAGACAGAGUUUAGAAAAGCAAUUAGAAAUGGGGUGCAUUCUACAGACAGACAUCUCUCACAAACAAUAAUUGCAUACUAUUUUGUUUGAGUAGGCCUGUUUUCAAAUAAAUCAUGGUAUUGCACUGUACUUUCGAACUGGCUGUUGGCAAUUAGUGGAUCAUCAGAGAAGAUUUUGUCUUGGUGUCUGUUCUUGUUUUCCUUAGAAUAGCAAAUUAAUCAAAUAAAUAAACACAUUUACUGUACAUAUCAAAGUAACUUAUUACCAGUG
Sinocyclocheilus grahami is the source of this 1337-nucleotide messenger RNA. Its product is annotated as ADP-ribosylation factor-like protein 3. The coding region runs from base 250 to 813 and encodes 187 amino acids. Gene Ontology annotation, molecular function: GTP binding; GTPase activity. Lineage: Eukaryota; Metazoa; Chordata; Actinopteri; Cypriniformes; Cyprinidae. The transcript is spliced from 6 exons. The record is from RefSeq and is a predicted model, not a curated record.